AUGUUCUUUGUCUCUAAAUCCUUGACACUGUGGAUUGUUUCUAGGUAUGAUAAUCACAGGGAGGUUCUGCUGAAAGGGAGAGUCAAUGGAGACUAUCAAGAUGAUAGUUUAGAUCUGCUGCGCUACUUCACUGUUAGCUGUUACUCUGGAUACGGAGAUGAUGAAAAGGGAUUCUUUACAGUAUAUCGACGAGUUUUUGAAAAGAUUGCAAAAGAAGAGAUGGAAUAUAUGACCCAGGAAGAUAUUGAAGAAUUCCCUAUGUUUGGAUAUUCCCAAAGUGACUAUGAUACGGUAGUCCACCCUUUCUAUGCAUAUUGGCAGAGUUUCUGCACUCAGAAAAACUUUGCUUGGAAAGAAGAAUAUGACACACGACAAGCCUCAAACCGCUGGGAGAAACGAGCUAUGGAAAAGGAGAACAAGAAAACGAGAGACAAAGCAAGGAAAGAGAGGAAUGAACUGGUCCGUGAGCUAGUAGGCUUUAUUCGUAAAAGGGAUAAGAGAGUACAGGCACACAGAAAGCUUGUAGAAGAACAAAUUGCAGAAAACAAUCGGAAAACAGAGGAAUUCCGAAGGCAACAGAAGCUCAAACAAGCCAAGUAUGUAAAUGUGGAACAAAUCUUUUCUUUUCGACUUGGAGAAACUUUCCAUGAGGAUACAGUACAGAGUUAG
This is a messenger RNA of Acanthisitta chloris (rifleman), 669 nucleotides long. RefSeq names its product dnaJ homolog subfamily C member 21-like. The transcript has 3 exons. The coding region runs from base 1 to 669 and encodes 222 amino acids. Gene Ontology annotation, cellular component: cytoplasm. NCBI's taxonomy places the organism in Eukaryota, Metazoa, Chordata, Aves, Passeriformes, Acanthisittidae. The record is from RefSeq and is a predicted model, not a curated record.